Molecule: messenger RNA, 1143 nt
Organism: Mucor velutinosus
Lineage: Eukaryota; Fungi; Mucoromycota; Mucoromycetes; Mucorales; Mucoraceae
Product: Lysophospholipid acyltransferase
Exons: 1
Coding region: 1-1143 (380 amino acids)
Source: RefSeq, a predicted model, not a curated record
AUGUCUUCAACUGAACAACACCUUUCCAACAUUGCGGCAUCCCUCAAGGACAUCUAUACCUUCAUGCAGAAACAGGAAGGUAUUAACCAAUCCAUCGAGGAUCGUAUCACUUCCACUCUUGACCGCUUCAAUGCCACUGAUGAACAUCUCAGGGCCAACGAUGCUCGUCUCAACUCUGUUGAGGCCACUAUGGGCCGAAUUCUCCAGGCCAUCAAAGCAAUUUCCCCUCCUGCCUCCAGCACUCCUUCACCUCUUCAUGUCAUCUCCAAAGGUACCUCUGCUGGAUCUACAUCCAAGCCUAGUGCUCAACCACCCCAAUCCACCACUUCCUGGGCUGCCAUUGCCAGUAAGCCACCUGCUCCCCUCUCCGAUCGUAAGCGCCAAGCCUUACAUCGCUUUUUCUCUCCUCCUCCUGAUGACUCCAUUCAAAAUGGUUCUUACACCUUGGUUUAUCUCCCUCGUUCUCGUCGCAUGAAUCGCAGCCAAAUCAGAUCGAAAUUUCGCGCAAUUUCGAUUGACAAUCUCCGAAUUCUGGACCUCAACUUCCCCGCUCGCAACACCAUUGGAGUUCUCCUUCACGAAGCCUAUCUCGACGAGUUCAAGUCGAAACUUUUGGAAAUCGACACCCAACCAAUCCAGAAUUUCGAUCCAUUGGACCAUCAUCACGUCGCUGAUCCCAAAUACCAUGAUCUCUCUGAGGAACGUCGCCUCCAAUUAGCCCAUGCUCUCCACCAGGACCGUUGCAUCCGAACUCUCUACUUCAUCCGUCCUCAUCUCGUUCCUGGUGUUGCUAAGUACUUUGUUCGUCAAGGCUGGGUACCUCACACCAUGGCUACUGAUAUCAUUAACCAACGCCUCCCUCGUCCCGCCAAGCGCCGACCUGCCCCUCACUUUGCUACUGCCCAGGCCUUGCAAGCCUCCCAAUCCGCUGCUCCUCAAUCUAGUAUCCCUCUUCCCUCCACUGACUCUGACCCUAUCUCCCUGGUCCCUCCUGCUGCUCCCACUCUCACUGAUUACUUUGGUAACGCGGUGUCCACCCAAGAAAUGGACACCACUCCAGACUUUGCCUCCAAUGCCUCUGCUGAGGCACUCUCUCAUACCGGUUCUACCUCCUCGAUUGACACCGAUGAUCUCUCUCAAUGA